Hippocampus comes (tiger tail seahorse) is the source of this 4443-nucleotide messenger RNA. It is a transcript of the gene slc16a3b, whose product is annotated as solute carrier family 16 member 3b. The coding region runs from base 2059 to 3531 and encodes 490 amino acids. The transcript has 5 exons. Gene Ontology annotation, biological process: monocarboxylic acid transport; transmembrane transport. Gene Ontology annotation, cellular component: basolateral plasma membrane. NCBI's taxonomy places the organism in Eukaryota, Metazoa, Chordata, Actinopteri, Syngnathiformes, Syngnathidae. The record is from RefSeq and is a predicted model, not a curated record. Gene Ontology annotation, molecular function: lactate:proton symporter activity.
AAAACAAAUGGAAAUUGAAAUCAGAAGUCAUGGAAAAUUGUGGAAUGCAAAUAGUUAAGUACACAACGUAUUUAUUUUUUGUUAAUUUAUUUGUUGGUUGAAGUGAGCUAUAUAAUGUGAUGUGGUCCCUGACCUUGAGUGGGACACCUGUGACAUAGAUAGAUCGGUAGAUAGAUCAAUAGAUAGGUUGGUAGGUAAGUUUGUAGGUGGACACUUCAAUGCACAGACAUGUCGAUGGUUUUACUCUGUAACUGUAGCACACAUAAAGCCUGUUGGUAUCUGGAGUCCUUUCAUCUGACUGUUAGAGAUGAGAAAUGUUCCAUCCGCGUGCAUGUGUGUGCGUGUGUGUCCAGUGUAUUGCAGAGGGUCUUAAAUUAGUAAUGGUGUUGAUAUUUCUUUGGCACUGAACAGAAUGGCGGAGUUGCGCUGGGGUCACUGACACUGUGCCUUUGAUAGGAAGGGAGCCAAAAAAUAAAAUAAAAGGGGUGCGGGUGUCUCACAAUACAGAAUAAUAUAAAAGGUACAUAUUGACGAGAAACAAAUUAUAUGGUCGCCUAUGUAAUCAACUUUUGUAUUACUUGUUUGACUUUAGUCCCAUUUUGUGGUCAUCAGAAAUUUAUGGCACCUCAAGCACUAUCUAGUGCAAAGGCCCUCUUGGAUUAAAGGCCCUCUAGAUCUUGUGUCUUUCUUGGAUUGAAUUCGCCCAAACGAGCGAGCAGAUUUUAAAGUUUGAGUUGGUCUCGCUCUCACUAUCAAGAAAUUGCUCAAACACGAUUCUCCAUUUCUCAAUACAAUGACGACACAUCCCGUAUGGCAUUUCACAAGACUGACAGUCAGACUGAAUAGGGCACUGUCGAGCUGAACCUGUAGAAGGAAUGUUCGUCACACACCGGUUGCCUCACAAGACCUCCGUUAGAUGAGGAUUGAAGUAUUAACGCCUGUGUUUUUGUUUCUUUGGAUUUUUGUGUCUUUUCUGCACAACAAUGUGAGAAGACUUCCAGCAUUACAUCGUCACUUAUCGCAGUCCUUUAACUGUGUUGACAGUUUAACAUUAAGCGUGUUGGCCUUGUUUUUACAUUUGUGUGACGACAGUUCUUACAAAGUGAGUGAGUGAGGGGUAACAACUAAACUAUGCCAUCAUCUAUCGUCAUCAAAACGUUUCAUUUUUUUAUACAGUUGUCGGACUAAGAAUGUUAAAAUGUUUAAGACAUUUAUUGAGUUUGGCCUGGUUUAUUUUGGCAUAUGUUAUUCGGAGCCAGGAAUACAAUAAAACACAUUCCACAUAGGCCUAUCAGGUGUCAACACAUGCUCCAAUACAUUUCAUAACACACCCGGCUACCAAACAAAGAGUUCCAGUCCGUAGCUGCGUAUCUUUGUAUGUUGUGCAAUUUGGGUCUCAAACAGAUUUCAAAAUGGACACCGCAUUCCCAUAGCAUAAUUUUUACUCAAUGUUGGAGCAGCGCGAUGUCCAUAGAGCUUCUCAAAAUGGUGCCAACAUGCAUGAAAGGGACCGCAAAACCUCUAGAGAGGCAGCAAGCGUAUAAAGCUGCUCCAAUGUCAAUUAUACGCAGCGGGCAAUGGAAUGAUAUGCUUCCAAAAACUGGAACUGGUCAAAGAUGGCAAAUCCUGAUGGCCUCACGUCUGUUUGGAUGCAACCUGAAUUUUAAACAGAAAAAAAGGUGUAUGGUGAUUUUUGGGACACCCUAUGCAUAAAAUAAUCAUGAAUAUAAACAAUACAAAAAUGACGAAAGAGAAACAAAAAUGCGAAGAUGACAAAAAUACAUAUACUGCAGGACGAUGACUCAUGUUGAGUGGCUAUUAGAGUCAGUAGGAGAACCAAGUGGCUCACGAGGAUGCGCGAGGCUUGACAAGCUGUCAACAGUUAAUGACGCCGUGUUCCCAUCUUAGCAUCAUUUAUUGAUUGCCCCUAACCUCCAAGUAUUCACAACGAUUUAAAAUAGAUCCACCGUAAACAACGGUGGUUUAACUGGAUGAUGUGGGCUUUUUUUCUUCUUCUUUUGCAGCUUCUGACUACAAUCACAUCAACCCGAGAACAAAAUGGGGGGUGCGGUGGUGGACGAUGGACCUACUGGGGUGAAGGCACCCGAUGGCGGCUGGGGCUGGGCGGUGUUGGUCGGCUGCUUCGUCAUCACCGGAUUCUCCUACGCCUUCCCCAAGGCCGUCAGCGUCUUUUUCAAGGAGUUAAUCAGGGAGUUUGACGUUGGUUACAGUGACACCGCCUGGAUAUCAUCCAUUUUGCUUGCCAUGCUCUAUGGCACAGGUCCCGUGUGCAGUGUAUUGGUGAACAGGUUUGGCUGUCGACCGGUAAUGAUGGUCGGAGGACUAUUUGCCUCACUGGGAAUGGUUCUGGCUUCCUUCGCAACCAGCAUCAUCCACAUUUACCUUUGCAUCGGUGUCAUUACAGGUUUGGGCCUGGCAUUGAAUUUCCAGCCAUCGCUAAUCAUGCUAAAUCGCUACUUCAGUGAGAAGCGACCUUUGGCCAACGGCCUGGCAGCGGCAGGCAGCCCCGUGGCUCUGUGCUGUCUCUCUCCCCUGGGACAAAUUCUGCAGUAUCAGUAUGGCUGGAGGGGUGGUUUUCUCAUACUUGGGGGGAUGCUGCUCAACUGCUGCGCCUGCGGUGCCCUCAUGAGGCCCCUCUUGCCACCAAAGAAACAUCUCGAAUUGGAGGAUGGCCAUCUUAAAGCCACAGAGGAGAAGAAGCUCCAGCCAAAGAAAAAACUGCUGGACUUCAGUGUGUUCAGGGACAGAGGAUUUGUCAUAUACACCGUCGCAGCCUCGAUUAUGGUGCUGGGCUUGUUUGUGCCCCCCGUGUUCGUGGUCAACUACGCUAAAGGACUCGGCUACGAGGACACGACUUCAGCACUGCUGCUCACCAUUCUGGGAUUCGUAGAUAUGUUUGCUCGUCCUCUGUGCGGAAUCGUUGCAGGUAUGAAGUGGGUACGGCCGAGGUGCGUCUACCUGUUCAGUUUUGCAAUGAUCUUCAACGGAGUCACCGAUCUCAUCGGAUCACAGGCAAACACCUAUGGGGGCCUGGUGGGUUUCUGCAUCUUCUUUGGCAUGUCAUACGGCAUGGUGGGAGCCCUCCAGUUUGAGGUCCUGAUGGCUAUUGUGGGGACGGACAAGUUUUCCAGUGCCAUCGGCCUUGUGCUGCUGAUGGAAGCAAUAGCUGUAUUGGUGGGACCUCCUGGAGCAGGUCGCCUCUUGGAUGCCACCCAUAAGUACAUGUACGUCUUCUUGUUGGCGGGCUGCGAGGUCACGUUGUCAGCCAUUGUGAUCGCCCUGGGGAACUUCCUGUGCAUCAAAAGGAAACAGGAAGAGCCGGAGGCACAGCUCGAAAUGGCCUUGACGUCUGCGGAGAAGGGGAGCGUCCGCGAUGACAGAGACGGCCCGCAGGAGUCGCAAGAAGCGGAAGAAAGGGGGAAACACAACAGGAAAGCUGACAAUUUGAAUGCAGCCGAGGACAAUGAGCAGACGGGCGGUGGAGAGGAGAAUACUGAAGCGUUAUUAUAAAAAUGUCAUGAUAGAGACUGUAUCAGUAUUACGAGGAGAAACACCAAAACGUCAAAUAUGAUCAAAGUAUUGAGUAAAAGGAAGGAAGUUGGGCAGUAAAUUGGCCUUUAACCUCAAUACCGUCGUAGGAUUGCCAAUUUUAAACAAGAAUUUCUCUGAAAUAUUUUUGCUUUUACUCCGCUCCUGCCACCUCAUGAGCUGUACACCAAGGGCAUUUUAUGAAUAGUUUGCAGUUUUGUACGACUGCACUGCCUCACACUUGAAUAAUUUGCUCAUCUUGUUGAGCUAAGUAGGGGCUCACAAAAAAAGCACUAACACUAAGCACUAAGCUUUACAAACCAAAUAAAUAUGAUGUGGGGGAAAAAAAAAAGUGAAUAUUGCAUUUUCCUUAAAGCCCCCCCCCCACCAAAAAAAAGAAACCACUCAUGCUCUUCAAAUACACGGACCAUUAUGAUUUUCAUGUAUUGGGAAAGUCCCAAUAUACACUUUGAUGUCCAUUUUUUUCUUUUAAACCACAAGUACAUUUCAUUUUUGUUUAACACUAUUAAUGGGACACACCAAAUGCAAUAACAUUCCCCAAGCAAAGCUCUAAUACCGCACAUGCUGCAAAAUGUAAUAUUUAGACCUUACGUUCAUUUUUUUGAGACUCGAUGCUGCUUGAUGACUUUGCCAUUAUUAUUUCAGCAGUGAAGUAACCUUGAUUUAUGUCCGUUUCGUUUGUUCUUUAUUAUGUUACACAACUGGAGUGACGUGGCGUGUCAGGUUCAAUAAAUGUUGUGAUGUCUGCUUUCUCUCAAAAUGAGUUGGGAAGCCAACAAAAAUGCAAUGAAAUCUAUUUUGGCUGAAGCAACGUGACAAUACAUGUUUGUUGUACUGUACUCUGAAAAAUAAAUGAUCUAUGUGUGUAUCUUU